Molecule: messenger RNA, 2698 nt
Organism: Ylistrum balloti
Lineage: Eukaryota; Metazoa; Mollusca; Bivalvia; Pectinida; Pectinidae
Exons: 2
Coding region: 94-2466 (790 amino acids)
Biological process (GO): positive regulation of DNA-templated transcription
Cellular component (GO): nucleoplasm; chromatin
Molecular function (GO): ubiquitin-protein transferase activity; zinc ion binding
Source: RefSeq, a predicted model, not a curated record
AUGGGUUGGGUACGAAGUGGACUGAUCAUUGCACCACAAAAGCUUUAUGAGGAUGGCAUGAGGAAGUAAUUUAAUACCUCCGCGUCAGUGAUCAUGGCAGAGGAAGGCUUGAUUCCAUCUUGGGACGAUGGAUCGAACAUCAGUGAUGAUGACUUGUUCUCGGAUGGUCCAAGUAGCAACAUUAGGCACCGGCGACAUUUACAGGCAUUUCAAGUCGAUUUCCAUGAUCCAUUACAGGUGCAUCGCCAAAGAAAUGCUCAUGAGAACCGUUUUAGGGGUUCAAGUAUCUUAUCACCGCCCAAUACUAAUACGUCUAGCUGGGAUAGGCAUUUAGAACAAGAACCACCAAGAAGCCAAAACCAAGCAACGCCAGAAGAUGGCGCUUCGGCAUCGGACGCGUGGCUGAAUAUUAGUUCUGAGUUGACAGACUGUCCCAUCUGUCUGGAAACACUGGAACGACCCAAAGCUCUACCUUGUUUGCAUACUUUCUGUUAUGAUUGUCUCGAAUCUUUCAUCAAGGAGAAGGCAGAAAGGCACUUAAUGCUACCAUUCAAGAGUUUCCCAUGCCCUAUCUGUAGACGAGAUACCUCGCCUCUCGAUCCAACAAAACCUUACAAAGACUGGACCCACCAGUUUCCAACAAACAACAUCAUGCUCCAGCUGAUCGAAAUCGGGAAAUCACCACAGAAUCCUAAAGUCAGUGCCAUGGAGUCGCACAAACCAAAAUCAGUACCCCAGAAAAAGAGGAAAACUCCUGAAAACAAAUACUGCGGAAAUUGUCAAAUAUUCAACAGAAAAACCGUAUCUGCAGACUUACGAUGUGAACAGUGUUCAGUAAACCUUUGUGAAGCCUGUGAUAGUGCCCUGCAUCUUAAUGCUCCAGAUCACACGCGCAUUUAUGUUGGCGUCGGACAUUCAGAGAUUCAGGUAGAGUUAUCUCCCGUGACAAAUAUUGAUCCAAGAGAGUUUGACACAUCUCGACUGGAAUGUAGACGACAUGGUGGAAUGUUUGAAUUUUUCUGUAUGCUGCAUAAAUGCCCAGUUUGUGAACACUGUAUGAAAGAAGAACAUUUAACAUGCGAAGGAGUCCACAAGUUUAGGGAGUAUUCACGGAUGCUGCAGACAGGACGUUCUGGAUUGAAAGCCUCUUUAAAAGAUGGUACAUUAGCCAUGGAAACUUUGGUUAGUCUCUUCAAACAACGCGUAAGCGCAAUGUAUGCUGAUCGUGAUUCCAGCUUAGAACAUAUCUGCGAACUUCGAAAUGACAUUAAUCACCAUUUGGACGAAAUGGAAACGAACUUAAAUGAGCAGAUUUCAAAAGUUUCAAAGAAUGAAGAACAUGCUUUAUCUGAAGUCUCGAAACAAUGCGAAAUUGUAAACAACGGAUUAAAUCGGUCUUUAGUUCGAUUAAAUGCCGCGAUACAGGAUGGUGAUGAUAAGAGAAUCAUGUCCGCUGCAUUGUUUUGUCACUUCCAAAUAAAACAAUGCGCUGAUGUUGUGAAGGAAAUUUCUGGAUUCCAUAGUGUGCCUCGUCUCUCAGUCCAAAUGAAUCCACUUUUAACAGCCAUGUUCGAUAUAGACAGUUUCGGAGAGACAGAUUUCGUACGGGAGAAAACCGACCUUCCAUCCUCUGUCCGAAAAUUGUUGCCUUUGAAUUCAAGAAGUGCGCGUGAGAUUUUACGAUUUAAUGUACGUACACAUGAAGAUCAAUUUACUUGUGGAAUAACCAGUGCUUUAUAUCUGCCAAAUAACCAGGUAAUUUUGGUGGAUUUCCCAAACAAAGCGGUAAAGCUGUUUUCGGAUUAUGGUCAUCUUGUCCAUCAGAUCAGACUGCAAGAUGGCCCAUGGGACAUCUGUAGCAUAGAUGGUGACACUUUCGCAAUCACUUUGCCCUUUAAGCAAAUGAUAGCAUUCAUCGAACGAGACCCUAGGACGUCAGCCUUAUUCCGAAACGACAACAAAAGCAUCAAAUUAAAAAUGUGUUGUUACGGUAUUACGUCAUUCCGAGGCGGGAUCGUGAUCAGCUGCCCGACAGAGCGAAAGGUCACGCUGUUCAAGGUUUUGAGAGUGGGCAAACACUCUCAUCAGCUAGAGCGGUUUUGUAAGUUGCCGAUUUCUUGUUGGCAACUUGUGGCAAGCAAUGCAAGAAGGGAGGUUAUCAGCACUCAUGACGCAGAAAAUGGAGGUAUAUUGAGAAUUUCUUCUCUUGAUCGAUUUUCGAAAGAAACUCUAGGCCCUCAACUUGCAAAAGGUCUGCGCGGUUGUGGCGUAGAUAAAGAAGGGAAUGUGUACAUAUGCGGCCGAAAGUCGAGCAAUAUAAUACAAGUCAGUUUAUCCACUGGAAGUAGAGUACUGCUUACGUCAGUGCAUGGUUUGAAAGAACCAUCGACGAUUGCUGUGCAGGAGGAUAAAUUCUUACUAGCCGAAGUUGCGAAUAAUCAGGUCGCUAUUUAUGAGAUGUUCUAAAAAUGCCCUCCAUGAUGCUCAGUCAUUCAGUUUAAUGUAACAAGAGAUCAGAGACCAGAUACACCCGAUGUUAGGAAGACUAAAACUAACUUGUCUUUUAUUUGAAACGCUUACAGCCAGUCCACUUAAGUAAUUAAUGCUGCCCGUGUGAGGUCGUAAAAAAAACCUGCCAGAACUAUUUGUUCCAACUGUGUAAAGUGUUCAGACGAUAACAGAUAAACUAUGUUUGAAA